CUCUCUGACGAGACCUGCUGAACAAUAGCUGCAGAAAGAUGUCUCUUUUAUUUCUCUGUCUGCUCUCUCUGACCCCUGCAGUGGCUACCGAAGGGGGUCUCAGUGGAAAAGUGCUUCUGUUUACAGCCAGGACUAACACCAGCUAUGUUAAACUCAUUCCUGAUAAACACCUGAGUCUGUCAGCGUUUACUCUCUGCAUGCGUGUGGCGACGGAGCUGCUGGGAUUUAGGGAAGUCAUCUUGUUCGCCUACCGCACGCCUGAAGUUGAUGAACUCAAUUUGUGAAGGGAGAAAGAUGGCCGUUUCUCCGUCUAUAUUCAGUCUAGUGGAGAUGGAGCACUUCUCCGUCUCCCUCCUCUCUCCAUCUUUCAGACUCACCUGUGUGUGACCUGGGAGUCUGCAACUGGUCUCACUGCCUUUUGGGUGAAUGGACGCCGCAGUUUGUACCAAGUGUACAGGAAAGGUUACUCAAUUCGUCCUGGCGGCACCGUCCUGCUCGGACAAGACCCUGAUUCAUAUGUAGGUUCUUUUGAUGUAGAUCAGAGCUUUGAAGGAGAAAUUACAGAUCUGCAAAUGUGGGACUAUGUUCUGUCCGGCACUCAGAUUAAAGCGGUGUACUCAAACCAGGAACCGCAUGUGAACGGAAAUGUCUUUAACUGGAACACCAUCAAAUAUGAUGCUGUUGGAAAUAUGAUAUUGGUUCAUGAUAACUGAUUCAGAUGUAACACAAAGAGACGGAUGUAAGCUAGUGUGGCUGUGGAGAAAAAGGAAUUUAUUUGUAUUACUUUUGCAUCGCUAUUUUUUUUAUUAGAAAAAUGUUUUGACAAACAACAAAUUAAUCAAUCUUUUUUAAUUGUAUGGGACCAUAUAUUACACAGACAUACUUCUUCUUUUUUUUUACUGUAAUGCAUACUAUUUAGAAGGAACUGCUGACAAGAGGGAAAUAGCAGAAUACGAAUAAAUAUAAUGCGGGGGCCCCUGUUCCAGACUGCUGUCUAAUAAGAAGUCUAGACAUGUCACAAGGAGCAUGAUGCUUGUAGAAGUUGUGAAACAUAUUGAAGAUGCACUAAAUUGUUCAGUUCUGGUAUGCAGAGAGGAGUUGCCGAAAAGAGGAAGUAUGUCUGGGUGCAACAGUUAAGGACUGCAGAAUGACUGAUAAGUGAGGUUACACCAAAACUCCACCUGUUAAGAUCAGUUGUGUACAUAUGCUGGAGUCAGGAAAUGUAUGUUAGUUGCGAACCUCUUGAAUGUAAUUCUUGUAUUGCAUUGAGGUAACAUAACCCAGAGCUCUGUCAUCGAAUUAUUCAUUUAUAUCUAAAAUAAAUUACUAAUAUUUUUGGCAUUGAA
This is a messenger RNA of Danio rerio (zebrafish), 1346 nucleotides long. RefSeq names its product C-reactive protein 4 (gene crp4). Lineage: Eukaryota; Metazoa; Chordata; Actinopteri; Cypriniformes; Danionidae. The record is from RefSeq and is marked provisional. Gene Ontology annotation, cellular component: extracellular region.